AUGCCUGGAGGGGCAUCAAUGCCAAGUAAUAAACCAAAGGUCCUUGUGAAAGCUAAGGUUUAUGCCAUUACACCAGGAGAGGUAGAUUUACAAGCCGACAAGACUGCAGAAGUAGGAGUGAUUACUGGUAAGGUUAGAUUGAAACAAUUUUCGAUGUGUGCUCUAUUUGAUUCUAAAGCAUCAAGAUCAUUUAUCUCUAGUAAUUGUGUACGACGAUGUGAGCUCAAGGCUGAGCUAAUGCCUCAAAAAGUGUUAGUGGCUAUCCCAUACGAGAAGAUUAUUGGGUGCACGAGUAUAGUUAAGAAUUGCCAGUUGGAGAUCGCAAAUUUGGUUCUAACCAUGGAUUUGAUUGUCUUCCGUAUUAUGGAAUUCAAUUUAAUCCUAGGAAUGGACUGGUUAUUGAGACACUAUGCCAAGAUAGACUGCCAUAGUUAG
Molecule: messenger RNA, 435 nt
Organism: Carya illinoinensis
Lineage: Eukaryota; Viridiplantae; Streptophyta; Magnoliopsida; Fagales; Juglandaceae
Exons: 2
Coding region: 1-435 (144 amino acids)
Source: RefSeq, a predicted model, not a curated record